AUGUCUCAAACAGCAAACAAAGAUGCUCAACCAUUGGUACAAAACCAUAUUGGAACAAAUGAUCUCGAAGUCGUUAAGACUGAAGAGUUGAGAGUUCGAGUUUUUAUCCAACCUGAGGCUCAUACUUCUAUAACUUGA
Molecule: messenger RNA, 138 nt
Organism: Ambispora leptoticha
Lineage: Eukaryota; Fungi; Glomeromycota; Glomeromycetes; Archaeosporales; Ambisporaceae
Source: the annotation of a GenBank genome assembly